Molecule: messenger RNA, 1356 nt
Organism: Naegleria gruberi
Lineage: Eukaryota; Heterolobosea; Eutetramitea; Acrasida; Naegleriidae
Exons: 1
Coding region: 1-1356 (451 amino acids)
Cellular component (GO): RNA N6-methyladenosine methyltransferase complex
Molecular function (GO): methyltransferase activity; nucleic acid binding
Source: RefSeq, a predicted model, not a curated record
AUGAGAAGGGGAAGAAAAAUAAUUCACAGCCAUUCAUCAUCUGACGACGAGGACUAUGAAGAAAACGAACCACAACAAAAACACUAUUCAGAAUCAUCAUCAGCUUCCGAAUAUUCAUCCUCCGAUGAUGAUGAAUCAAACAAUUCAAAAAACAAGAGAAAAUCAAGAGUUUCAUCAUCCCGAUCAAAACCUUCCCUAUCACUAACUACAUCAGCAUCAUCAUCAUCAACAAGAAAACAACAACAACAAACAAAGCAAUCUAAUUCUUCCUCUUCUACUUCAUCAUCAUCAUCAAGAAUAAUACGUAGAAUUUCAAAUCAUCAUGUAAAAAAACAUCAAGCUGUUGAUUGGGAGGUUUUAAAACAAAUUCUUGUCAAACGAAGACAAAUCUAUGAUUUAGAAUUGAAAAAGGCACAAUUGGAGAGGGAAGCUUCUCGGAAGGCCAUGUCUCUGGAAGGAUCUGUGAAUAAUCAGGAUGAAGUUUCACCCUAUUUGAAAUAUCCAUCUUCAGUAUUGUUGAUGCUUUUGCAACAUCAGGAAUCGGAAGAACAACAUUGUGCUGAGGAAGAGGAAAAGAAAAAGAAGGAAAAACGUAAGAAAUCAUCAUCGAGUAAAUCAUCAAAUAGUGUUGAUAAAAGGUCAGCAGAAUUUUCAUCGUCAUCCACAUUGAAUGAUGGUGAUUCAGAAUUGGAUUCUACUGCACUUCCAUCGGAACCAAUCAUGUUAACAGAAUCAACAAUUCCAAAACAUUGUGUUCCAAUAAGGACCGAUGUGAGAAAUAUGAAUUGGAAAGCAUUGGCAAGAGUGGCUCAAUUUGAUGUCAUCUUAAUGGAUCCACCUUGGCAAUUGGCAACUUCAAAUCCAUUGAGAGGUGUUGCAAUUAGUUAUAAACCACUCUCUGAUAAGCACAUUCAGAGUAUGGACAUUUCAUCACUGCAGGAAAAGAAUGGUGGAUUUCUGUUUGUGUGGGUGAUCAAUGCCAAGUAUGUAAAAACUUUGGAAAUGAUUGAAAAGUGGGGAUAUAAAUUUGUAGAUGAGAUUACCUGGGUCAAACAAACGAAACACAGACGUCUAGCCAAAGGCCAUGGCUAUUACUUGCAACAUGCUAAGGAAAAUUGUAUCAUUGCCAUUAAGAAUACCACUCCAGAGAGGGAAAAGGAAAUGAUGGAAGCUGCUCGACAGAAAGUGACCAGUCUCUGUGAUGUCAUUCUCAGUGAUAGAAGAGGUCAAUCUCAAAAACCUGAAGAUUUGUAUCAUUUUAUUGAGCAAAUGGUACCUGAUGGAAAGUAUUUGGAAAUAUUUGGAAGAAGAAACAAUUUAAGAGAUUAUUGGGUAACUAUUGGCAAUGAGUUAUAA